This is a messenger RNA of Marasmius oreades (fairy-ring Marasmius), 1977 nucleotides long. RefSeq lists its product as uncharacterized. The transcript has 2 exons. Lineage: Eukaryota; Fungi; Basidiomycota; Agaricomycetes; Agaricales; Marasmiaceae. The coding region runs from base 1 to 1977 and encodes 658 amino acids. The record is from RefSeq and is a predicted model, not a curated record.
AUGAAUGCACGUUCUUACGAUCUCCCCCAACGCAGUUUUCGUUUCAAGCAUCGUGCUCGUUCUUGGAACAUCACGUUCGGUCCUGGUGUUCAAGUCGCCUUGGCGCAAGAUCUCGUUGUUGCACCGGCAACACCCCUGGCCUCAUUAGUGACGUCCACACUGUCGUUCAGCUCAACCCCUGCAACCUUUGUCUCCUCUGCUUCUAGCUCGCCAGGGAAUUCAAGUGGUCCUUCAGUGCCCUCUGGAAUCUCGUCCACCUUAGUGCCAUCAGCAGCAACAUCAACGAGUUCCAGCUUGAACUCAGCACGCAUAAGUUCUACCUCGUUCAGUUCCGCUGCCGUACAACAGACCCUCAGUUCACCUAGUCCUUCUCUGGGCUACGUCCCUACGGUUUCAACUUCGCCCACAGUUGUGGGAUCUAUACCUGGCCCAGUAGCAGUCGUAACCAGCAAUCCUUCAACGAUCUCUCAGCCAUCGGCAACAGCGAUUUCGACUGCUUCUUCUGCGACGAGUAUAACUCACAGUCCUGCGUUGUACAUCGGUAUUCUGCUUGGGACAAUAGUGUUGAUUGCAUCUACUGCGACGGUAAUUGCAUGGUGGAUCCGUAUCAGACAGAGGAAAAGCCGUCGCCUCAAGGAUUUGCAAAUUCGUGUGCCCUGGGCUCGCUCAAGUACAGUUUCCUCUUGUUUCUUCGAAACAGUGCAUCCAGUUGAGGGUCAUUUAUCGAAUAAUGACCUUGAGAAGGGUGAAAAUGAAGACGCAAUGACCUUGCGACAUGGUGAAAGCGAAAAGUUGAAGUUACACUUGGAAUUAAUGGGCGACAGGGAUGUCGGAAUGCCAAAGAGAACGCAAAGUUAUAUGGAGGAAUCGGUUUCGCCUGUCAAGAGAAGAAAACUUCCUGUUCUCAGUGUACCUUCUCCACCACCUAUUCCUUCACUCCGCACGGCAGGUGUUAGUAGCUCAUUGACUUUGUCACCGAACGGCCCUCUUCCGGAAAGUGUUGCAUAUCCGCUUCCCGCAGCCGGCGAGCGGAGAUCUUUGCCAUUACCGCCCUCACCUUUAUACCAGCCAGAGACAGCCUCAGCUGCAAAUUACCCCUAUCGCUCACAAUCGUAUUCAUUGACGGAUCCUCAAGGCCUUCAUCCUGAUUAUCGGAUGCAGCCCCAGUCAGCCUACCAACAGCAGUUUCCUAUAGGUUUCGGAACACCGCGAGAGGUCGUUGUUAAACCGAGAUACCUCAACAUCUUGAAUAGGGAGAAAAAACUGGAAAACGUCAUCGAGGAGAGCGGAGUUCCUGCUGGUCGUCUCAGCAAUUCGCACUCGAUUAUCACUGGUGUUGAAAUCCCUAGGAGCGAAAUCGAGCCGGCCGUUGCACCAUCCGAAUCAUGGACGGCGUCGAUUAGGAACCGUAUGAUGGACGCUUUUAGAUUCUCUUCCUCUGAGGAAUUGCAUGCCUCUGAGCAAUACACUCACCUACCCUUUCCGACACCUGCCCGUGCAAGGAGAGCGUCUAUGCGCAAAGCGGGAUGGGUACAAUAUACUGGUGGAGAAAUAGUUGAUGGUCCUACAGGACGCGAGAGACCAGUAUCUAGUCUCCGCAAUCCAUUCGAUGACGGAUCGGUAGGCCUGGGAAUCGAUAUGUCACAACCUUCCCCAUCGUCAACCCUACCAUCGUCUCAUCCAUGCAUACCGAGCUCGCAACCAUAUCUCUAUUCGGCGUGUUCUCUCAGGUCAUUGCCUUCUGGUUACGCUGCCUCAGUUCAUUCAUAUGGUUCUGCCGCUCCGCUCGUCAACAAAAAGAAUCUCUCUGUGAGAUCUGGGGCUUCGAGACCUGUUUCCAGGGCAUCGUCAAGAUAUAGUGCGAUUUCUAGAACGGGAUCGGUUAUGACCGUUCUGACGGAGAAGGAGGAAGCUGCUGGAAGAGCGCUGAGGGAAAGGUGGGCCAGAGGUGAAACAAGAAGACCGAAGAGGGUGUAG